Messenger RNA from Coccidioides posadasii C735 delta SOWgp, 1116 nucleotides. The record is from RefSeq and is a predicted model, not a curated record. Lineage: Eukaryota; Fungi; Ascomycota; Eurotiomycetes; Onygenales; Onygenaceae.
AUGCGGAGACUAUAUCCUGAGAGCCUCGCAGAUAAAAGUUUUGAUAACACAGGGUUAUUACUUGAAGCGCCCUGGAAUAGGAAGAGACAGCUGAAGAACUCUGCAUUAUUAACAAUCGACCUAACGCAGGCGGUUGCCGCCGAGGCUAUCGAGCGUGGGGAUUCGAUCAUCAUUGCAUAUCACCCUAUAAUAUUUCGUGGAUUUAAAUCUCUAACUUCCAAUAACACCCAACAGCAAACCCUGCUUCGACUUGCGGCGGAAGGCAUAAGUGUUUACUCUCCGCAUACCGCCGUCGAUGCUGUCCCUGGUGGUAUGGCAGAUUGGCUCUGCGACAUCGUAACUCGUCCCGUGCAUGAGAACCCACAAGUCCCUAUCAAGAGCAAACAGGCAACAGACGACAGCACAGGGCCAUCGUCGAUAUCAGGUAUAUCCCAGCCUCCACCACUCCCUCCUCGGACGGCUUCGCGAGGUGCCUUGCCGCAUAUAGUUGUUCCUGGGUCUCACACUUCUUUGUCGAAUGUAGCCUCUGAUGCCGUAAUUCCCCAUUCUCGUUCAACCAUCCUCCAAAAUCCCUUGCCGCCGCCCGGGUUUGAAGGUGCCGGCGCGGGCCGUCUUGUAUCCUUCUCCACUCCUCAGCCCUUAACAUCAAUCAUUAAACGCAUCAUCACCACACUCGGUCUUCCACGUGGCCUACCUCAUUUUCCUCUUGCUAUACCCCAAGACUCAAAUGUCGCCGACAUGGAAAUCAGUACUGUGGCCACCUGUCCGGGCUCUGGCUCGUCGAUACUGAUGAAGGACGGCAAACCCGUCGCAGACCUGCUGUUAACUGGAGAAAUGAGCCACCAUGACGCAUUGGCUGCGAUCGAGAAUGGAUCAGUGGUGAUAUCUCUCUUUCAUUCUAAUUCUGAACGGGGCUAUUUGCAUGAUGUUAUGCGAGGCAAGCUCGAAGAAGCGCUGAGGUUGGAAUGGGGUCAAAUGAUUGAAGAUUUGGCUGACCUGCCUGAGACGGCGAGCAGUGGAAUGGCCAAUACGCUGAACGAUCCGAGUGUGGAGGUAAAAGUGAGUGAGUGCGAUAAGGAUCCGUAUUCGAUCGUGGCGUGGCCGGAAAACCUUUAG